UUAUUGCGCAGCGGCCGGUAGGGGCGCAGCAGACUUGGCCAGCCGUCGGUAGUCGGCGCUUGGCGAGGUCGGGCGCGAUGUUUCUCCCGCAGAUUGACAGUGGUGCGCACUACAAGCCGAGUCGCAGCCGCUUUUAUUCGACACGAUGCUGCGGCUGCUGCCACGUUCGGACCGGGACCAUCAUUCUUGGCACUUGGUACAUGGUGGUGAACCUCCUGAUGGGCAUCCUGCUGACCGUGGCCGUCACCCACCCUGACAAUGUUCCCACCGUGGACCUGCAGUAUGAGGUCAUCGAGCACUACUUUGCUUCUGACAGAAUGGCAGAAAACGCCUGCGUGGGCUUCACCAUCUCGCUGCUGAUGUUCACCAUCAGUGCCAUGAUGGUGUACGGGGCCAUCACGCACCGCGAUGGAUGGCUGAUUCCCUUCUUCUGCUACCAGCUGUUUGACUUUGCGCUGAGCUGCUUGGUGGCCAUCAGCUCUCUCACCUACCUGCCCCGGAUCAAGGACUACCUGGAGCAGCUGCCUGACUUCCCGUACAAAGACAGCUUGAUGUCCCUGGAGUCCAGCUGCCUGCUGCUCAUCGUCCUCAUCUUCUUCGCUUUCCUCAUCUUCCUCAAGGCCUAUCUGAUCAGCUGUGUGUGGAACUGCUACAAAUACAUCAAUAACCGGAACCUUCCGGAGAUCGCGGUGUACCCCGCCUUUGAAGCUCCACCCCAGUACGUCCUGCCCACCUAUGAGAUGGCAGUGAAGAUGCCCGAGAAAGAGCCGCCGCCCCCCUACGUACCAGCCUGAGGCUCCGCCCACUCAGAAGCCUGUAAAUAGUCAGAAACAAGCUUAUCCCUCUAACUCCGCUGCUCUUUCCUAGAGAUGAGGGUGCAAAGUGACAUCCUGUGAUCGCAGGGGCUUGUGUUGGGUUGGGGGGGGGCUUCAGCUUUCUUCUCUCUCUUCCUUCAUUCUUCUCCUGAUAGGAUCUCUGUGCCAUAAAAUGCUAAUUAUUAAUCUGUUUUUAGGACCACUCUUCUUGUGAAGUGAAUAUUUAUAGGUAUUUAAGACAAACUCUUUAGACGAUCUGCUCUCAUCAAUACUGUCACCAGUUUCCUGCUUUUAAAUGCAGCUUAAUCAUUGUGAAGGUGUGAUGCCAUGAGGAGCCCUUUUUAGUUUCUGAAGGUUGUUUUUGCACUUCUUUCCUCCUCCCUGCCGGGGUGUCUGUCUCUGAGGGUGGGGGUGCGGUGGGGGUGGGGAGUGAGCCAGGGCCGCAGCAGACAGCAAGGAUUUUGAUGUUGGAGGCUCUGCUGCAGACUGUGAUAUGUUCCUUUUGGACACAGCUUCAAUAAACAUUUAGAGAAGUUUGUAAUCGA
This is a messenger RNA of Paramormyrops kingsleyae, 1360 nucleotides long. RefSeq names its product lysosomal-associated transmembrane protein 4A. The record is from RefSeq and is a predicted model, not a curated record. Lineage: Eukaryota; Metazoa; Chordata; Actinopteri; Osteoglossiformes; Mormyridae. Gene Ontology annotation, cellular component: lysosomal membrane.